UUCAGUGCCCCUCCCCGUAGGUAGACUGCAUUGGAUGUAAAGAGUAGACUGAUUCCGCUUCAAAGCUUUGGAAUCCCUAAUUUUUCUUUUUUUAAAUUAAAGUCCCUUGACUCGAUCUUUAAUUAAUUGAAUUAUGGAACGCCUCAUCUCUACUUUAUUAGAACGUGGGGUCUUUACACCCAAAGAACUUCAUUUCAUCCUUCGAUUUACAUGGACUUUUGCCCUAGUUUUGCUUUCAAUUCUUUCCUUUUUACUUGUUUGGUAUGUGACCACCCUAUUCAGUCGCUAUACGGCUUUCAUGGAGGCCAUCCUUACAUCAAAUAAGGAAGGCGGAGAUAUCACCAGCGGCAGAGGUAGCAGCAUCUAAGCCAGUAUCUGGGCCAGUUGGCUUCGUCGACUCAGCAAUUUAAGUGGUUGAUCUUGAACCAAUUUGUUCAUCAGUUGCCCCAUUACCCGGUAAACUCUCCUGGAUCAAUAGCAUUGGAUCGGGAAUGUGGCCAUUUCACUAUAGCCCAUUGAUCCACAGCGGAUAGAGACUCUUCGACUAAGACAUUGCCUUUCUAUUUUAAGACUGUUCACAUUUCACUGGCCAGGUUCGAAACUCUCUUCCCUUCGCCCCAUCAUGCGAGAUAGAGGAGAUUGGGAAAAAAUUGUCAGUCCGGGCCGGGAAAUGCAAUUCAUAGAGCCCCUAAGCGUUUUUUGCCGUGACAGCUCCACGCCAACAUGCUACUGACGUUUAGGUAAGGCGGGGGACGGGUAUGAGUUGGUCAUCCGAGCAACUAACCUGGUAGGUUGGCCGGGUUGGUUCUCCCCGUCUAUGAAAUCGCAUUUGACUCACCACCAGCAUAUGAAUCAAAGUAGCAGCAAUUUCGGUUUCAGUGCGGAAAAUCCAGCAGCAGUUUCACCAAUUGAUUUGAUUGACCACCCAGUGGAGGUAGUAGCAAAGUCAGUGGUUUCCCCCGAUCCGGAACCGGAUUCGGGACCAGCAUUCUCGCCUGUUGGAGAAGUCUGUAAUCCAGUUUGAGAUCCUCCAGGGGAUAAAAACCUUAUUGAUGUUGAUUGAGAAAUCAGCCUCGGAGUUGAAAGGGUUGGUGUGGCCAGAAGUGAGAACUUCUUGAAGCCAUUUAUCCAUCUCUAUCAGUUCACUCCUCUUCUUCCAGAGAGGCCCCCCGUAGAGGAAUUUGUUCACGUUCACAUAAGGAAGCUUAAACAAGACGAAUUCUUCAAAUGCGGUCCGAAGAAGGGAAGGAAGUUCUUUUUUUUCAGGAAGGCGCACUUAACCUCAUUCGAUGGUGGGGUUGGUCUCGCUUCAGAAGGAGCUUGGGUUCAUAUUCGUCCCGGCUCUUUGAAAGGUAGCAAAGGGUGGACGUUUAAUUCCAUCAAACCUGUCUUUCAUGCCCCUACCAAGGGAAUCGUAUCAUCCAUGGCGAGUGGUAUCCUAUAUAAGUGAAAAGCUUGCUUUUAGGGGUGAUCUUUCUCGAUUUCGGAAUGGAAAAGCUUGGUUUCGGGAAAAAGAGGUGUAACUCAAAAUUGCUUAAAUAAAGCAGCGUAGAAAGUCUUGCUUACUAACUCCUCCAUCUAAGAAAGAGAGGGGAAGGUUGAAGCUCAUAGGCAGUAACCUAAGUCCUAAGAAGCUCCAAUCAUGCUACUAUGCUUAACAUAUGCAAAUCAAACGAAGUUUUCUCGGAAACAAUUUGCAAUUUCGUAAGUAAGUCAGUGAACUUUUUCCCAUGCUUUUCGUUGGUCAACAACCAACAACCGUUCUCGUUUAGUUCUCAACAAGUCUCUCUCUUUUUUUGGGGGGAGCGGAUAAAGAAAAGAAUGAACCAAAGAAAAUGAUUGUUCUAGAAUGGCUAUUCCUCACAAUUGCUCCUUGUGAUGCAGCGGAACCAUGGCAAUUAGGAUCUCAAGACGCAGCAACACCUAUGAUGCAAGGAAUAAUAGACUUACAUCACGAUAUCUUUUUCUUCCUCAUUCUGAUUUUGGUUUUCGUAUCAUGGAUCUUGGUUCGCACUUUAUGGCAUUUCCACUAUAAAAAAAAUCCAAUCCCGCAAAGGAUUGUUCAUGGAACUACUAUCGAGAUUCUUUGGACCAUAUUUCCUAGUAUCAUCCCGAUGUUCAUUGCUAUACCAUCAUUUGCUCUGUUAUACUCAAUGGACGAGGUAGUAGUAGAUCCGGCCAUUACUAUCAAAGCUAUUGGACAUCAAUGGUAUUGGACUUAUGAGUAUUCGGACUAUAACAGUUCCGAUGAACAGUCACUCACUUUUGACAGUUAUAUGAUUCCAGAAGAUGAUCUAGAAUUGGGUCAAUUACGUUUAUUAGAAGUGGACAAUAGAGUGGUUGUACCAGCCAAAACUCAUUUACGUAUUAUUGUAACAUCUGCUGAUGUACUUCAUAGUUGGGCUGUACCUUCCUUAGGUGUCAAAUGUGAUGCUGUACCUGGUCGUUUAAAUCAGACCUCUAUUUUGGUACAACGAGAAGGAGUUUACUAUGGUCAAUGCAGUGAGAUUUGUGGAACUAAUCAUGCCUUUAUGCCUAUCGUCGUAGAAGCUGUUGAUAGGAAAGAUUAUGCAAAUCGGGUAGAAAAUCUAUUCAUCACAAAAACCGGGGGGGUUUCUUGGCUCCAGCACUUCAUUACAAUAGCCUAUUGUGACGGACGCAAUUGGACACCUCCGGUAACACCCCCUUCAUUAGCAGGACAAGAACCGGUAACCCCACCCGAUUCACCGCUAAUGGAGUCUUCCUCGAGUUCGGAAUCCUUGAAUACCUUUAGAAAUUUGAUCACGGCGAAUCAUGAAGCGGAUCUUUUUCGACGCAUCGCUUUUCUGGAAAACCAGCAUUUGUUUGGGCUGCCUGUACAGACCCGCCCCGGCGAGUAUGCGGAAAUAGUGCUAGGACGUUUCAAUGGGGCAGUAAAUGUCCAGCACUACCAAUGGCUUUUGGAUUACUUCAAUUUCCAUCUUCAAGUAGAUGAACGAAAGGGUCUUUUACAAGACCGACUUCAUACUCUACUACUUGAAGAGCCGAAUCUGGCUCAGAUUCUACGGGUGUCCCCGUACACUGACAUCCGAAGGGGGGCCUUUGAUUUUCUGGAAAAUUCCACAGAAUCUCUGAAUGCCCUUCGGCAUGCUUUUCAGCGGGAUCUGAUGGAUGGCCUUUUGAAUUCCUAUAUGGACGACCUUAACAGAAGGGGUAGGAAUGCAGACGUUUACCAGGGGUUCUAUCGAUAUUUUAUCAAUGAGGACUUCCGGCGCUUCCAUAAUCUGCCCUUACCAUAAGCACGCACGCCGGGGAAGAAAGAGUCUGAGGUUGGGUCGGACGUAAAUGGAGGCACCGUUUGUUACUAUUGGACAAAUUUCUCCUUUUGUUUUCUUCUUGUUCUUUGCCAUAACGCCCAUUCUGGGACGAGUUGGAAUAGGAAUUCCUAAUUCUUACACGGAUGAGACUGAUCAGUGAAAAAUUCUGACACCAAUCAUUUACAAGCGCAUGAGUUUUCUAGUUGGCUAUGUUGAUAUAGGCUUAGAUAGGAAUAAGAUAGUCUACUAUAUAUAGGGUGAGAAUGAAGAAGAAAAGAGACCGGAACGACACG
This is a messenger RNA of Coffea eugenioides, 3589 nucleotides long. RefSeq names its product cytochrome c oxidase subunit 2-like. Lineage: Eukaryota; Viridiplantae; Streptophyta; Magnoliopsida; Gentianales; Rubiaceae. Gene Ontology annotation, biological process: ATP synthesis coupled electron transport. The record is from RefSeq and is a predicted model, not a curated record. The transcript has a single exon. Bases 1836 to 3278 code for a protein of 480 amino acids. Gene Ontology annotation, cellular component: membrane. Gene Ontology annotation, molecular function: cytochrome-c oxidase activity; copper ion binding.